Oncorhynchus keta (chum salmon) is the source of this 1145-nucleotide messenger RNA. Its product is annotated as macrophage migration inhibitory factor-like. Gene Ontology annotation, molecular function: cytokine activity; phenylpyruvate tautomerase activity. NCBI's taxonomy places the organism in Eukaryota, Metazoa, Chordata, Actinopteri, Salmoniformes, Salmonidae. The record is from RefSeq and is a predicted model, not a curated record. The transcript has 3 exons. Bases 110 to 454 code for a protein of 114 amino acids.
AUAAAAACUCAAGAGAAGAAGGAGCUACCUUCCAGAUUGCAUCCGCAUCAGAGCUGAGUUGAACACGGUUAAAAUUCCUGCAACACAGAACUUCAGCGAAGUUAUCAACAUGCCUAUGUUUUUGGUAAAUACUAAUGUGGCCAAGAGUGACAUUCCGCCUGCACUGUUGUCUGAGGCCACAGAGGAACUGGCCAAGGCGAUGGGCAAACCUGUGCAGUACCUUGCUGUGCACAUCAUCCCAGACCAGUUGAUGAUGUUUGGAGGGAAAGGAGACCCUUGUGCUCUCUGCUCCCUUCACAGCAUUGGAAAGAUCGAAGGAGCUCAGAAACAAUACUCUAAACUACUGUGUGGACUGCUCAACAAACACCUGGGCAUCUCCCCCGACAGGAUCUACGUGAACUUCUUUGACGUGGAGGCAGCGAACGUAGCCUGGAACAACUCUACCUUCGGCUGAUCAGGGGAUCUGAACUUCAAUGGGAGCUGACCCCUCCUUUUCCCCCACACCUUAAUAACGGUAGUACAGCAUUAGAGUAGGCUGCGGAGAGACCAGCAGAGAUGCCCAGUUUCUGGGCUGACGUAGAGCAGCAUUGAUAAAUGAACCCUUACUUUAUGCAGACCCUUGGUUUGUACUGGACCCUUGGUUUAUGCAGACCCUUGGUUUAUGCAGACCCUUGGUUUAUGCAGACCCUUGGUUUAUGCAGACCCUUGGUUUAUGCAGACCCUUGGUUUAUGCAGACCCUUGGUUUAUGCAGACCCUUGGUUUAUGCAGACCCUUGGUUUGUACUGGACCCUUGGUUUGUACUGGACCCUUGGUUUAUGCAGACCCUUGGUUUAUGCAGACCCUUGGUUUGUACUGGACCCUUGGUUUAUGCAGACCCUUGGUUUAUGCAGACCCUUGGUUUAUGCAGACCCUUGGUUUAUGCAGACCCUUGGUUUAUGCAGACCCUUGGUUUAUGCAGGACCCUUGGUUUAUGCAGACCCUUGGUUUAUGCAGACCCUUGGUUUAUGCAGACCCUUGGUUUAUGCAGACCCUUGGUUUAUGCAGACCCUUGGUUUAUGCAGACCCUUGGUUUGUACUGGACCCUUGGUUUGUACUGGACCCUUUGCUUUGAUGUUCCAAUAAAGUGAUUCUCAUUGAUCGCAAA